Messenger RNA from Mytilus californianus (California mussel), 2806 nucleotides. RefSeq lists its product as uncharacterized. The coding region runs from base 25 to 1635 and encodes 536 amino acids. Lineage: Eukaryota; Metazoa; Mollusca; Bivalvia; Mytilida; Mytilidae. The record is from RefSeq and is a predicted model, not a curated record. The transcript is spliced from 15 exons.
UUAUAUCAGUAAUUUGAUAUUUUAAUGAGAAUUAAAGCACUGUAUUUGAAUGAAUUAGCCAGAAUGCAUGCUCAAGUUGGCGAAGGUGAUCUAGCAGCUAGAUUUUACAGAAUGGCUAGUGAUGUGGCACAGGAAAAAUUCAGGGAAUGUAAAGCAGCAGACCAGAUAAGUGGUCAGACACAGAUGUUACUAGCAAACCUCAAUGAUCAGGGGAUUUUGAAUGAAGAUAAGGCAAGAAAGUCCAAAAGAUACUGGACAAGUGUCCUAUCCUCCCCCUACUUCCACAAAGAGGAAAGUGAACGUGCCGCUAUCGAGGCGAUGUUAUGUUUCCAUGGUAAUUGUUGGACAGAUGCAAAUUUGUCAUGGUUACAAGUUGCUGCUGAUUGGUUGAAAGAAUUGGUAAAUUCUAAUCCUGACCUUCACUAUCAUUUGGCUUGUGUUAAUGGCUUUAUGGGAAAUUUUGAUGAAGCAGAAGAUUGCAUUAGAAUGAGUGACUUUCGAUUGCCAUAUUGUGAUACCAUUCCAAAUGAUAUAAAAAUUACCACUGCUAUGCGAUGGGGAUGUUUAACUACGUUUAACACAAAAGCAAUUCCUCAUUUGAAUAUCAUGUGGAGGACACAGUUAUGUCAUUCUUCAUAUGUCAGUGAAAGGUAUUAUUGGAUGGAUAUUGAUUUUUGUAACAGAGACUUACAUUUACGUUUUAAUCCCGAAGGCUGUAUCACAGGAGAUAUGCAAAUGUAUUUACCACCAAUCAGAGCUGUCAGUUUGAAUCCAUAUACUGGGUGCUUAACUUUUAACAGCAUUCCAGGAAAAACAGAGAGUUGGAUAUGCUAUCAAGAUGGCUUUUAUAUUCCGACACUAUGCGAACUAUACAGAGAUAAAGAUGGCAUUACAGUCAAUAUGAAACAUCAAAGUUUAAAAUGUUUUGAGAGUUACUACCGCAAGAAUACUAACAAAUUUAGAGCUACCCAUUCUAUGGUUCUGAAUUGGAGGAACAGUGAAGGACUUACAGAGAAAUUCAACUUAUUUUGGAAGAUUCAAGAUGUUUUGUACAAGGAAACAAAAACUGAAAUUUUGCAGAAAGUUAUUCCAGACAAGGAUAAUCAACAACAGUUUAAACAAGAUGCUCUACGAUACCUUAAUUUUGCCUAUAAACAUGGAUGUUCUAUUACGAUCGAUGAGUGUAUGCAAGCAGCCGCUUUUCGCAGAGGUAAAGAUGGAAAUCUUGCUAAAAAUCCCCAGGAAUAUUAUCAAAUGACAUCAAGUUUUCAACCAAAAUGUCAAAUAUAUAUAUAUGGACAACCAGUUAUUUAUGGAAAAUGUCUACUGUUUCUUGUUAGCUAUGGCAAGGAUAAUAGAAACAGAAUAAGAGUGAUUAUUAGAUGUGCUGACAGAGAAAAUUUUAAAAGUCCAAUUAUACAUAAACUACAUCUAGGAACAGUUAGUAUCAGCGAAUCAUACAAAACUGUUGGAGCAAAGUUAGCCUGGUGUGCAGCACAUGGACAGACAGGUAAAAUCAUUUUAUUAAACCAGUAUGGGGAGAUACAUGAGCAAUUUCCCUUUAGAAGCAUUAUAGCAAAGAAACAGUCUCAGAAGGUAGACAGCUUUUGUAUCAUGGGAGAAAACUUAUAUUGACAAGGAUGACAGAAUGUGUAUUAGACAGGAAAAUGAGAACAUAACCAUUGCUAAUUUAACUGAUGUGAAAGAGAUCUUUGUUGUAAAUGCUGAUGUUUGUAUUGUACAAGAAUCUUCAGGAGUCUGUGUGUUUAACAUCAGGAACAACACAUGUUUGAAACUGAAUUUAAAGAUAAAAGAAAGCAUUGAAAGGGAUAUUUUAGUAAGAGAUGAAUAUGUUAUUCAUUUGGCACACAACAUAAGUAUUCAUAUAUUGAAGACAAAGAUGAUGAAAACUGAUGAAAACAUAAUUUAUAAAAUUGUACUGCAUGCCGAAACCUUGCUUUUGGUCCUUGAGAUAUCAGAACAACAAAGUAAACAGUUUUACGAAGCUUCGGUUACUAUAGCAAUACAUCUGCCUGGUUAUCCAACAGAUUUCUGCUUUGUCAGCAGAAAUGCUGGCUUUUUAGUUUCUUGGAAACACGAAAAAGAAAUAAGCCAUAAGUAUUCUAGACAGCAUUUGUUUCAUUUUUCCACUGAAGGUCAGCUAUUAGGAAUAAUUCCAUUCCUUGGUGAUAGUCCAUUCUCAUUUUUCCCAGUCUUUCUGGAUGGAGAUACCAGCAUACAGCAAAAAUAUCCAGGCUAUGGAACAGCAGGGUGGUAUGUGUACAUGAGGGAUGGUCAUGGAGGAAUAUUGUGUGUUAAAUUACUGGAUUUUCAUUAAAAGAACUCAUAAACAGUUUUAGUUUGCAGUAAACAAAAACGAAAAGGAAUAUAAUAAAUGCAAAACCAUAUGUAAUAUAUAUUGCAUUUAAAUUGUUAAAGAAUCCGUGAUAUAAGACUUGCAUACAGGCAAUUUUAACUAAAUGCCACAAUGACAUAGUUGUAUGAUACAUUUGUUUAUUAUUAUAUUGACAUAUUGGUUUAUCGGCCGUGCGAGAGUCUCAUGGAUAUGUUAGAUCGUUAAACAGCCCCUAGUAAACAUUUGUACUUUUCUAUAUGAAUAUUAUGAACACAGAAAUAUUAGACUAGAAUAUUUUGUCAAUGAUUUGCAUAGGAUCUAACAUUUGCCACACAAAAAUACAAAAUGCAAUACUAGUAUAUACCCUUACACUAUAUUGCUAACUUAAAUAUAUUUUUGCUCCAAGUUUUGAAUGAUACCUUAUUAAAUAAAUAAAAAGUAUUUUAUUAA